Molecule: messenger RNA, 1767 nt
Organism: Guillardia theta CCMP2712
Lineage: Eukaryota; Cryptophyceae; Pyrenomonadales; Geminigeraceae
Exons: 2
Coding region: 113-1498 (461 amino acids)
Source: RefSeq, a predicted model, not a curated record
AGGUUUGGGGUCUACCUGGGGACUUGUAUCGUGAGGAGAGGAGGGGCCAUGGGAAAUCGUCAAGUUUUGUCUCAGUAUUCUGCUCUUUGAAAGUGAAGGUGUUGCUGCUGCGAUGAGUAUGUGGGAGGACCAGCUCUAUGCGCAGGGCAGUAGCAACAAGGAAGCGCUGGAUUUCUCGAUGUGGGAACUAACUACCGAUGACAAGAAUCAUGCUCCCUUUGGCGAGUUCAAUGCUCCUCAAGAUCGGAGAAAUCAGCCUGUAGACUUCUUUGACUUCCAGUUCGUCAACAAUCAAGAUUUUCAGAGAGCUCAUGUCGAGCCGCCAGUCUUUGCAGGUGCGAUUGCGCCGCCCGAGGUGCCGUUGGCCGUGUCGCACCACAACAGGAAACGGCCGCUGCCGGACGACGACUGGUGUCUUGCCAUCUCUGAUGAACUGCAGAGGAAGAACGAGCUCGACGCGCUCAUCCUUGCUCAGGGACGGGACCAAGGAACACCGAAUUACGUCAGAAUCUCAGUGGACAACUACGAGAACCUGAUGCUGAUGAAGAAGGCGUCGGAGGCGAUCGGCCUUCACUUCACGCUCCUCAGGCUGGCGAGGGAGGUUGGGUUCCCGGUCAGUGAGUUCCUGCAAGCCUACAAGAUCCUCCCCGACGGAAUCAAGUCAGCCAUCCACGAGGGGAUCCGCUCAAUCCAGAACCUUGCCCGGGCGCGACUGAGCAAGAGGCUGCAAGAUGGCUACGAUCCGAGGAUAGAGCAGGAGCUGGAGGUGAAGCAGUCGGUGGGAAGGAUCUCGGGGAUGUGGUUGGGAGACGAGCAGGAGAACGUCUGGAAGGAGGGAGAACUGGAUGAUGACUUCUGGGGUCACGGAAGGUGGAUCUGUGUGGAGUACGACGUGAACACGAGCAUGAGGAAGAGCUGCAGGAUGGGGCGGGAGUACGCGGCUCUCUUCGGGAUCCACUCGGAGGAGUGGCUGGCCCGCUUCGCAGAGAACCAGGUCCCGAUCUACACGUCGCAGAUCAUGUUGCUAUGCAUCUUGCUUGAGGCUGUUUUCAACUGCUCCUCCACCACCCUCGUCCGUUACUGGAGGGUGCAGCAGUUCCCGAGGAACGGGCAGGAGCCUUCCAACCUGCUCAUUCGGUGCAAGAUCGUUCAAGUGUUUGACUCCCAGGGGAGGAAGACGCGAUUCAGCAUGGUGUUCGAUCAGGUGUCGGACGAGGAGUACUACCGGGAGGCGAGGGAGGCAGGAGGGAACGGGUUCCUGGACCUGGUCAUGGACCACAGGAAGCGGCAAGCGAACCUGCUUGACAACUUCAAGAGGGAAAUGCAGUUCAUGGGGAAGAUAGCGUACAUGAGGAAGAACAAGAUGGGCAAGAGCAUGCUAGAGGAGCUUGAGAAACAGCUGAAGAUCCGCACGGAGGAGAUUGUGCAGGAGACUGAGAAACUGAAGCUCGACGGUCGUUCUCCCAGCGAACUGUCUACGGCCUCCACGGUGUCAUAGGCACGAGGAGGACGAGGCUGACGGUUGUUGAUGAAUCCAAGGCAUGCGGAUUGAGACGAAGCCGCCCAAUGUGUUCCGCAAAGCUUGGACACUACUUGUAUCAUGUAGCUAUGGUGAUGGUGAUGGUGAUGGUGAUGGUGAUGUUGUAGCAGAAGGGAAGAGGAAGAGGAGGAUGCGGGCAUGUGGAUAUCACUCUCUCCAACAGAUUUUUGCAGGAGAGAUGUGCUAGGAUAAGUUUUUCUGUAAUGAGAGUGAAGACAACGAGACUG